Xyrichtys novacula (pearly razorfish) is the source of this 10159-nucleotide messenger RNA. Lineage: Eukaryota; Metazoa; Chordata; Actinopteri; Labriformes; Labridae. The record is from the annotation of a GenBank genome assembly.
UUUCGCUUUUGGACUAUGGCUACGGUUCUGGCAAAUGAGAACAGAGUGGGUAGUCUUACUUCGAAGUUCUUCAUACAUAUCACAAUUCCAACGGCGAGAAAUCCUGACUGGAUUGUGACGAGGACAUGCUGGUACUUGUAGUUUUUACCCAGAACUGAAGCUACAGAUAAACGCUUUAUAAAUCUUUAAUCGGAUCAAAACAGUAUAAAAAAUUUUAACACAUUUUUUAGAGAUACGAUGCUCGUUAGAAGUCGUUUUCGGGUCUUGAAACUAUAUUUUCACCCUGAACCGUGUUGUUUAACUAAUGCGGAAGAUUUUGGAACUUGUAGGCUAGUUGAUACCCAGUAGAAACUACAACUCCCAGAGUGCAGUUCUGCCUGGCUUUAUCAUAUCGUUCAUGGCGUCUGGUCGAGGGCUAAAGACAGGUCGUAUUCUGACAAACAGAUAGGCCGUUGGCUUGAACGGUGAGUAUCGUCGCUUUUCUAGUUUUUGCGUCGAGUUCAGGUUGAAUUUAGCACUAAAUGUGGGUGAAAAUAGACGUGUGUCGCACCUUAGAUAGUGUCCUAGAUACAAAACCGACUCAGCCUCCUCCUACUGGUGGCCAAAACAUACAGUAGGUACAUUAACUUGUGAGUUUGGCAGUUAAAAAGUGAGGUAUUCCAAGUCCCGUGAAAGAUAGGUUUUUGCAUGCAUUGUUAGUCUGUGUCAUGUCGUAUUGUUGUGUUUAUUUUACGUCCGUUUUGCAGGUGUUGUGUUAAGACGAUGGAGGUCCAGAGUGUGACAGCGGAGGAGGAGAGGCGUCUGAUCCAGCUGAGGUUCGAUGCCGCCGUCAAAGUGAUCAAGAGUUUACCCCCGGAUGGUGAGUGGACACUCCGGUGCAGCCCGUCAUUCAGGCUCGUCUACCCACCGUGGGGGUUGUGGGUCUCGAUCAGAAUGAUGUCAGGCUCAAGAAAGCAGGUGCAAGGGAACAGCUUGGUGUGUCCUGGAUCUUGUGCGAUUUAAAGGGCCUAAUCCACUUUGACACGGACCAGCUUCCCUGUCAGCAGCCUGCAACUUAAUACACAGUUAGACCUGUCACUCUUGGAGGUCUGUCAUUUCACAUUGCCUCCAUAGGUGUGUAUAAAUAGGUGAUUCCGCACCUUCAAAGAGGUGGCAGUAAGCCUUUGCGAAUAGUACAAAUGAGCACCAGGUUAAAGUGUUGGGUUUCAAAACCAAACAUGGGCAAAAUGUCAGACUGUGAGGUAGACAUGUGUUGGAGUUAGGGCUGGGCGAUAUGGGGAAAGAGAAAUUUUUCAUUUCAGUCAAAAUAAUGAAAUUUGUGUCUCGUAGGACGCGUUAACACCACCCUCGUUUAGUCCGGUUGAACCGAACCCUGGAGUGUUUACCUCCCUUGGUGCGGUUCGUUUGGGUCGGUGUGACCGCUGACCUCGAACUCUGGUGCAGACCAAAUUAACGAACUCUGGUCCGCCUGAAGAGGUGGUCUCAGACCGCUAUCAAGUGAACUUAUCUUAUUGCCUCUGAUUGGCUAUAAGUGCUGACCGUUUGGCUUGAGCGUGUGAUGACGUUUCCAGCUUUUCUAGCCAAUCAGAGGCGAAGGGGGCGGGACUUUCUCUGGGAAAGGUCUUCCCUGGGAUGCGUCUUUUCCCCCCAGAAAGUCGCAAAAUCGCAUCAGGCUUGAUGUGUAUAGUCAGGCCUGUCAAAAUUCCCCUCAGAAUAUUUCGUAAUUUUGCGUUCUAUAUUCGCGUUGGCCCCGGUGUGUAAGGACCUUUCAUCUGCAUUUCUGCCGUUUAGAAUUUAGACGUCAACUGAAGACCAAAUCUAGAUGUCGGCACAACGUGCAAAAAGGAUCCAAGAUUUAGACAUCAGUAUUGGACCUCUUUUAGACGUUGAAAUGACGUCCACAUUGUACCUCAUCAUCAAAAAAAUACGUUAAAUAGAUGUUAUUUCGACGUCGCAUUCCGAGUGGGUAUGGUUGUGUGUAGCUGCUGCCUGCUACUACACAGUUGUUUGCUACUCUGUUCUAAAUCAGCACAUGAUUGGUUCAGUGCGAAGUGAACCCGGAGCAACUCCUCUUUUCAUUGGUUAUUCGUAUAGUCUACCAAAACAUGGCAGAAUGUCAACUACCGAAAAACAUAUUGACCAUGUUUGAUAUUGAUAUCGAGGGAAAUUAAUUUAAGAUAUGGAUCGUUAUCGUUUUAUCGCCCAGCCCUAGUUGGAGUGAUCCCAGGAUGAGGCUGCAGACUGCCCAGAAUGGCUUGUUUAAAAAGAUUCAUAAGUAUUGCUUAAAUUGUGCCAUAAGAUGGCGAAACCUCCAUAAAAGAGAAGAGUAAAUUCAGAAGUCUUGUUUUUUUCUAUGUCCAAACUUUUUGAGUCUGAAUUGAACGACAGAGUGUUAGGGCAAAAUUCAAGUAAAAAACUGCAGUUAUUCUUGUGAGUAAAAUGUUGUCAUUCUUAAAAAUCUGAAUCCUUGAGAAAAAUUUCCAGAACAGACAACAGUAUUUCAUUUUUUUUGCAUUUUGUUUUGAGAAAUGGGACUUUUUUGCAUUGCAACAGUGGAGGAGGCUUCUAAAAUGUUGGGGCUCCUUAAAGAGACAGAAGCUGAAAUGAUGGUUUCCAAAGAUCAUGAUGACUAUUGAGCUUUAAUUAUUUAAAUCAAAGCUUAUUGGAGGACAUUUUAAAGCUUGAAAAUGAGCACGACACCAUCUCUGAAGUCUGAAAAAUGACUUUUUAAUUCUCUUCACUUCCCUCCUUAGGUCCCUUUCAGCCCUCCAACGACAUGAUGCUCAAGUUCUACAGUUACUACAAACAAGCCACCAUAGGAGCGUGUAAUAUACCCCGACCUGGCUUCUGGGACGCAGUCGGCAAAGCGAAAUGGUAACACUAAAAAAACACAAACUCUGUCUUUGAGUUUUUAGAAAUAUUUUUCUCAACAUGAUUCCUGCACAGUGUUGGUAUUUAUAUGACAAACAGUAGUGUUUUGAGGAGACCUAAUCCUCUGUAACACUUUGAAGAAUAAUUUUCCCUCAAGGCUGAGCUGACUAACACAUCAUGAGAUUAAAUGUGAAGUAAACCAUGCACUGCUGAAUUAAAACACAUUGUGCAACAUGUUUUUUCUUGACCUCACGUUGCAGAGCAAGACUGAAAAAAGUGUUUUCUGGCAUUGUGGUUCCCCCUCUGUUGGGUCUCAAGUUAUGCUCAGUGAUCUCUGGACUCUACUUGGAAUGUAACCUCUUACCCACUAAGCUGGACCGCUUCCCUCACGGUCUGAGAUGAAGGAAAAAAAUCAGCACAGCGGUCAUAAAAGAGAAGUCGAGGACUAGCCCUGGUUACUAAUAAACGUUUGACCCACAGACGCCCAAGAUUGCACUGGCCUGGAUUAAACCGGGCUGUUGACAGAGUUGAAAAUCAAACAAAUAACUCAGCGGUACUUUGAUAUUUUAUUCAAUAAAGUGAUUUAAUUUUGCUGUUUCGAUUCACUUUAUUUCCUCAGGGAUGCGUGGAACUCACUGGGAGAUAUGCCAAGAGAAGAAGCAAUGACAGCCUAUGUCGAGGAGAUGAAGCUGGUAUGUUUCUUCAGUGUCCUUGAAAAUAACCGGGUUAUUGAUGGACUCGGACUGAACAUCCCUUUUACUGACUCGUAGAUCCUGGAGGGGAUGCCCAUGACUGAUGAGGUGGAGGAGCUCCUGCGUGUGCUCGGCCCGUUCUACGAGCUGAUCGAGGAGAAGAAAAAGAUCUCCCAGAUAUCGGACCUGAGCACUGGUGGGUUUUAUCCGUUCGGAGCAGCUCUGAACAUUUUUGAUUGUCUGUCAAAAAGCAGCACGCAGAGCUUAAUCUUUAUAAUUUGCCUCCUGUUUGAUGCUCAGCCCGUUUGACAAAGUUUGCUAAGCAACUGGAAGGCAAGUACGACGCUGUGUAAAUAUUUGAUCCCUGUGAUUAUGGCUUUGUAUUUGUCUGGCGUUGUAGCGUAGAUUGCUUUUAGUGCUUAUUAGCAGUCCUGUCAGGCCUGUGGAUGGAGCUCAGAUUUGCACGUUGAAGGUUGCUGUGGCAUCAGAAAUAGACGUGAAUAGAUGCAGAUAAACGGAGACUUGAUAAAAGUAGAAGAGUUAGUCAUCCCUGUAAAUCACCUACUGUGAUUAUAACUGGAGGAAAUCAUCCAAAAGGAUUCUUCGUGUUUGUGGUUUUGAUUAUAACAAAGUCCCCUCGUGUUGUCGCUCAGGGUUUGGCACCAUGCUGAAUUCAAUGCCCUCGAAGAGCGUCACCAAGAGCAUCAUCAGAACCAUGGAGAUGAACGGUACGCUGCAGAUCCGGCCGAGUAGACCGAAACCAAAAGAGGCGAAGGAAAGGUCGGAUGAAGAGGCGCAGGAAGACGAGGAGGAGGAGGAGGAAGAAGGAGAAGAAGAGGAAGAAGAACUAAUAAGGGAGACCAGAAAAGGUGAAAAAGAUUUUAGUGUUAUUUAAACAGUGUCGACCGAACUCGGCAACAACAGUCUCAAAGUGUGACCAAACCGAAAUAAACACGACAAAGUAGAUAAAGAAAAAUCAGCAAGUGUUGAGCAGAAAAAAGAGAGUAAAAGAGCGCAAUAAAAAAGAAAAAUAAAAUAAACUAAAUGAAUAAGAAAAUAAAAAAAUUAAACUUAAAAGACAACGGAAAAGACAAAAAAAAAUCAAGGAAAUGAAAAUAAAACAAAAGGACAAAAAAAAGCACGAAAAACAAACAAGAGAAUCAGAAAAAGAAAAAAGACAGAAAGAAAUGAAUCAAAAAAGGAAAAAAACAAAAGUUAAAUAAAAGAACAGCAAAGGGUAAGUGUACACAAUUAAAUAGAGAGAGAUACAAGAAAAGGAAAACAAAAAAGGUGAAGACAUUUAAUCAAUAAACCAAUCAAUAAACUUUAUUUCUAUAACACAUUUAAAAGAACCACAGGGGUCGUCGAAGUGCUGUACAUUCAGACCUAAAAACAAAUAAAACGAAGAACAAGAUAAAGCGAACAAGAAUACAGAAAUGCAAAAAUAAAUCAAUAAAUAAAUAAGCAUGCUCACGGCAGGCGCUAUGAUGAUAACAAGCAAAAUAAUUCUACGAUGUGUUAAAAGCCAAAGAGUAAAAGUGCGUUUUUAAAACUCAAACAAAAAGACGACAAAGUCAAAUAAAAUAAAAAUAAAAACUCUCUUCUGAUUUUAUUUCAGACAAGAAACCUGCAGCAUCUCAGCCGAAGAAGAAAGCUGCAGCCAGGAGGCACAAAGCGCCCCUCUCAAACGGUAAAGUGGCGAACGGAGGCGCCCAUCUAACAAACGGGGGUCACUCCAGGAGCGGCCUGAGCGCUGACGAGUCUCCGGAGGGUGAACCUGUCCUCAACGGUCACACAGGUGAGGGGCGUCAUGUUUCAUGGUCUUACUCAGCUUUAGUGUUCUCUGAGCUGGAUCAGUUCUGUUCGGCGUUGUUUGAUUGGACUAAAUUAGUGGUUCCUUCUUCAUAAUUCCCUCUCAGAUCCCGGCGUGGAUGUUUCCGGCCCCGGUCACCUGGCGAGUGAUUCAGACAGCGAAGUCUACUGCGAUUCUGUGGACCAGUUUGGCCAGGAAGAGGCAAAGCAACUUGUUUAUCACAUCACUUGUCCACCAUGACGAUGUAUUUCAUCUUGACAUGUGCGUGUUGUGCUUCCUCUGCAGAACUCGGAGCAUAACCGCUCUUUGGACGAGCUGGACGAAGACGAGAACCACAACCCCUCACCUCAAGAGGAGUCAGAGGCAGCAGGAGAACUCCAGGAGGACAUUCAUGAUCCCCCUCAGGUUCUCAGGUGUGGAGGUGAAGAUGGAGACAACGGUGGAUCAGUUUCACAGAGGCAGAGGCUGAAUGCAGGGAUGCCGGACAGCUCUUUGGUCAGAAGAGGACAAGGUAAGAGUUUGCCGAUACUGUGUUCAAACUCUGAGGAAUCGUCCCCUUUGCUAGACUUUUCUGUUUUCCUUGAAGGCUCCAGGUCUCCGGGCCUCGCCUCUGAAUCUUUGGUGCCUACGUACAGCGCCGGAGACGGGGAUGGGAGUCGCAGGGGUGGAGCGGUGACGCCCGGGGGGAGCCUGAACGAGCAGAUAGUUGUGGCUUUGGCUCGUCUGCAGGAGGACAUGCAGAGCGUUCUGGAGAGGCUGCACACCCUGGAGGCUCUGACUGCCAGCCAGGUCAGACCUGUCUGUUCUCUCAAUCCGAAGAGUUUCGCAUAAAUCCAGCACAAGAGGAUCCAAACCAGCUGGUUGUGUUUCAGUCAAAAAUAUUCAGCACACACACUUGAUUAACGGUGACAGGACAGAGAGACAUUCUCCGAACUCUGAGGUUUACAGAAAAGUCAGCAGGUCUUUUUGAAGAGUCGUAUAAUUAUGCAAAUUUUCCUCUGUGACAGGUAAGAUUUACACUGUGAAGUACAUAAAAUCCACAAGUGCAGCGAUCAUUCACACAAAAGAUGACGAGUGGAAACUUUUAAAGCUCCAGUGAGGAGUUUUUGAAGAAGACGUCGACUUUGAUUAUUCCAAAAUAUUCACAGAUUUUAAUGUUUAAUUUGACAGUCACAAGAAAACAAGAUCAGGUCCGAUAAUGUUCGGCUCAACCGGCCUUCAUACGGCUUUCUCCACUUUGACGCCACAAACAGAAAAUUCCCAACAGGAUCUUUAAUUAUCGUCGUUUUAUUGGUGAUUUUUCAGGCGAAUCUUUUUAGGUAUCAGGAUUCAUGUCUUUGCAUUUGUGACCGCUAACAAGAAAAGAUUCAGAGGAACAAAAGAGGCAAAUUUAAGAUGUUACUGAAGAUGUUAGGAAUAAAUACGGAAUUUAGCAAUAAGUAUCAUCAAAAUACUGCAGUAAAUAUACAUUUUAAAACUGCUGUGUUACUGCAAAUCUGAAAUUUGUUGUUUUAAGAGUAUUUUAAACAGGAUUCAAAUGAUAACUCAAUUACAUGUACAAGUUUUCUGUAGUUGGGUUGAACAGUAGAGGCAAAGCUGACGAGUUUGAGUGUUGUAUCAAACUGCGUUGUUUUAUUCUUGAAUGUAAAGCGAGUUUACUAAUAUUUUUAUCGAGUCAGCAUCACUUUGUUUAAAAAAAAAGGGUCGUCUUCGUCCAUCCGUCAUGUUGAACAAACAGUAAACUGUGUAAAAAUUAAACUGGCCCCGUCAGGUUUGGGUUUCUGUGUGUAAUCAAAGCUCUGCAGUGGAGGAGAUAAGGAGUUUGUACUUUGACACAGUAAAUAACACUCAGAGGAGAAAAGCUCUCAGCUGAAACGAUGUGCUCUGAGCUGCUGUUUGAAAAGCUUAUCGACGUGUUUCUCCUUUAUUUCAUAAUUCAUACAGGCGAGAUCGAUGUCUCUGUCUCCAGCUUAUGUGCCCCCUCCAGUGAAUAAGAGGAGACAGGUAAGCAGAUUAAAACAUGAUGUUUCUGACGUAAAUUCAGACAAAUUUAAAGCCGGCUGUUACUCAUAUGUGUUGUUUAAAAUCAUGUUUAUUAUUAAAAUUGCUCUAGAAACCUUCCUGGUGGCCUUUUGACAUUUCCCCGACCAGCUUGGCCUUCGCUGUCAUAUGGCCGUUCGUGGUCCAGUGGCUCAUUCGCCUCUACCUGCAGAGGAGGAGGAGGUGAUUUGUUUUUCUACGUAAUAAUACAGCUCAAAUUUAAAAUGACAUACCUCAGUUUAACUCUUAAAGGGAUAUGUCGGCGUAAAACUAAGUUAGGGUCAAACACACCGUAACACCAAGUUAGAAACCCAUCGAGAGAUGAAUGUUGCCGACCACUUGCUUCUCUAGUUUUACCAACUUAAGUAAUGACCGCAGAUAGCAAUAUGGAGAGCCACGCACUCAACCAAAACGCCACUCUAUAAGCACAAAUAAUGCUCAGAACAGCAGCUAACUUCAUCAACAGUACAUAUAGGGUCCCAGUCUUAGUACUAGCCACCAAACAUCCUUUUAACUUUGACUCAUUUCUUUAGCAAAGAGACUACCAUAUUUUUCGCACUAUAAGGCGCACCAUCAAUAACGCGUCUAUUUUCAUACAUAAGGCGUACCGGAUUAUAAAGCGCAUUAAACCAAACAAAACAGUCAGAUAAGUCAAACUUUAUUUGACUCAUUCAAUAACUCCGCGAGGCUACGCUAGCUGCAGAGCUCCGACAAGCCAGAAGGAUUUUAAGUGCGCCUUAUACUGCGAAAAAAUACGGUAAACACAACUCACCUACUCUCUUCCAGCAGCCGCUUGUUUUGUACGGAGACCUCGACCAGUCCAUUACGGACUACAUCGGGGUGACGCAGCCAAAGGAAGAACAUUUAUGAUCUAACUUCAUGGAAAUGCAAUCAGGCCGAGACGUCAAGGCAGAAGAACUACCACAUCUGCAGUGUAAUGAUCAUAAAUGUUCUUCCUUGAGCUGCGUCACCCCGCUGUAGUCCGUAAUGGACUGGCCUGAUGUCUCGCUACAAACAAACGGCUGCUGGAAGAGAGUAGGUGAGUUGUGUUCAGUCUCUUUGCUAAAGAAAUGAGUCAAAGUUAAAAAGAUGUUUGGUGGCUAGUACUAUGGCUGUGACCCUAUAUGUCCUGUUGAUGAAGUUAGGUGCUGUUCUGAGCAUUAUUUGUGGCUAUAGAGUGGUGUUUUGGUUGAGCGCGUGGCUCUCUGUAUUACUAUCCUGCGGUUGUUACUCAAGUUGGUAUUACUAGAGAAGCAAGCGGUCGGCAACAUUCAUCUCUCGAUGGGGUGUCGAACUCGGUGUUACGGCGUGUUUGACCCUAAAUUAAUUUUACGCCAGAAUAUCCCUUUAAACUAUCUGCCUCUUCAACAGGAGAAUCAACUGAACCUCCAGACUGGCACGGACGAGGAAGAAGAGUCCGCUGAAGGACUUCGGUUGGGCUGCUGAUGGCUGUAACUCCCCCCUCCCCUCUGCUUCAACUCACAGCCCAGAAAUUAGCUUUUGCACUAUGAGGAAGGUGCGGAUAGUAUGAGAGAGAGAGAAGGAAGAGGAAGUCUCUCUGAUGUGGAAUCAAAUAGGAACAUGAAUGUAAGGGCUGCAGUCCGUGACGACCUUUUGAAGAUGAUACCACUUUACUGGAACGGUUGGCGUCGAGAAGGUGAAAACUUAGAAACCAGUUACAGUAGCUUCUCAAUUAUUCCCAUAACUGAGGCUUUGUUGCACAAGAAAAGGGCCCCAUUUUUGUAGUUUUUGAGCAUAACGCUUGACGUGGCGAUACGUUUUCACACUUUUACCGACAUCAGUUGCCCGGGUAAUGCUGCUAUGAUAAAUCCUGUAAUGACUGUAGUUUAGAAGCGAGGAUUGAAUGUAAUGUAUAUUGAUGUGUUUCGAUUCGUUUAAAUUCAGAGAAUAAGUUAAUAUUUAUUGCUUUUAGCAACAGUUCAGAUGAAGGCAUACGCGGCCAGAUUUCAACUGUAUAAAUGAGGUUGAUGUUUAAAGUGACUGCUCAAUGUUGUGUGUCGGUGAAACCAGGUUCACAUCACCCGUCAUAUCUGUCCGCGCUUUACUUGAAUGUGGUCCAAACUCUCAAAUUCAUUGUUUUUCCAUGUAGAAGAAGUGCCUCCACAUCAUAAGGUACAUAAAUACUGGAGACGGCAUUCAGAUUUUUUUUACAUUCACACACUGUAGCAGAGCUGUUUCAGUGCUGGACCAAAUCUACAUGAAUCUUAGUGAGCCACUUAGAAAUGAGCGCAUUAACGAAUAACUCUGUCACCCUCUGUGUCGUUUACUCUGUCCUGUUUUCUAUUGUAUAAUUUUAACGUGUGAUAUAACAUGUUUAUGAGAAUACUGUUAAAAGAUUUGUGUGUGUGUGCGUGUGUGUGCGAGUGACAGUGAUCAUGAGUUGUUUGCAAAGCAGUGAGAGCUUUAUAAAGUGUAACUAUAGAUGUACAGUUCAGAUUAAAAUGCAGUAUUUUAAUUGCAUUCUCACCGAUUAUAAAUAGAGAUAACUGUAUCAUAUUUACAAAGGUUUGCUUCUGCUGUAGCACUAAUCAUGCCAGAGCCAUUAUGUUUUAAUAAAAAAGUAUAACUUUCUACUGAAGCGUACCAAGGCUUUCGCACUCUCUCUGCCUGUGGUAGAGCGGUGUAUGCAUGUGAUAAUCUGAGCCUCGAAUAAAAUUUUCAUAAAGCAUCACAAUUUGUUUGGAUUAUUCAAAUAAGAUGGUCAAGUCAUCUGGGACUCUGG